This is a messenger RNA of Strongylocentrotus purpuratus (purple sea urchin), 847 nucleotides long. RefSeq lists its product as uncharacterized. Lineage: Eukaryota; Metazoa; Echinodermata; Echinoidea; Camarodonta; Strongylocentrotidae. The coding region runs from base 20 to 847 and encodes 275 amino acids. The record is from RefSeq and is a predicted model, not a curated record. The transcript is spliced from 4 exons.
UAUUACCUGCAUUACCUGCAUGACUUGUAUGUUCCCAGUUGCUUUGACGAUGGGAGGGCCAAUCAGAAGACAGGCCGCUCAGCCAGAGAAAACUGUCCCCAUUGGAGGAAAUGUCACCUUGCUGUGUCCCCAUUUCCCCAACGAUACAUCUGUAUGGGUGUACUGGAAGAAGAACGAUCUCACUGUCUACUCUCUCGAAGUCAAGAGUAAUACCCCAUGGACAAACGAUACCAGAUAUGAGGGCCGCGACCAUGCUACUCGUCUAACGAUCAAGGACCUCAAGAAGACAGACAGUGGAAUAUACCACUGUAAAGUGGCGACACUUCUCUUCAUUAAGGAACGUGGCCAUGUACUGCUAUCUGUUACAGACCAAGAGAUAGGACUUUCCACCACUUCUCCAGGUGUUCCCUCUAGAGCUCCUACGACGAUACCACUGCAGGCUGCUAAUUUUUCUAUAAUCUCCGUAGCCUUCUCAAUAUCUCUCCUCUUCAAUAUCAUCAUUAUCACUUUGUGUCUUAUUUUCAAGUACCGGAAACAGUUCCCGAGAGACACCAACACACUUCGCAAUAUACCUGAACCUCCUCCUACUGAAAACCAGACUUCAUCUUUUACCAUAGAAGAGGUUAAAGCUGCGAUCAAGGCUCUAAAGAAUAACAAAACAUCUGGAUUUGAUAACAUAUCAGCUGAAACACUGAAAGCUGGUGGUCCAGCAAUGGCACAGAUCUUGCUGAAGAUCAUCAACACUGCUUUUACGCAAGGCAAGACACCAGUUAAGUGGAGCAAAGGCCUUAUUACCCCUGUGCACAAAAAGGGGGAUAAACAGACCCGGCUAACUACCGAGCCAUAA